UAAUAAUGAAAAUUACUUUACCACUAUUCACACGUGCACAAGAUAUCCACAUUUUCAGCUGAGAGUAGUGGGUAGGAGGAGCAAACAAGGCAUUUGCAGGGAAGAGAAAGAAAGGAAAUGGGAAAACCAAAGGCAGUUAUAGUUGGAGGAAGCAUAGGAGGUAUAUGCAGUGCACAUGCUCUCAUCAGAGCAGGUUGGCAAGUGGUGGUUAUUGAGAAAACUCCAGCACCUCCAACUGGUAGCCCCACUGGUGCUGGUCUUGGACUUGACCCUUUCUCUCAGCAAAUCAUUGGAUCUUGGCUUCAACAAACCCACCUCCUUCAACAAACCACCUUGCCUCUUACAGUUGAUCAAAACCAGGCAACAGAUGGAGAAACAAAAGUGAGCCGGACAUUGGCAAGGGAUGAACAUUUCAAUUUCAGAGCAGCUUAUUGGGCUGAUCUCUAUAGCCUUUUGUAUGGUGCACUACCACUAGAUAUUGUUUUCUGGGGUUAUUUGUUUCUCUCCUUUUCCAUGUACGAUGAUAAAUCAAAAGUGAGAGUCGAAACUAAAGUUCUUCAAACGGGCAUUACAAUUGACAUUGUUGCUGAUUUGCUUAUUGCUGCUGAUGGUUGUCUGUCUUCAAUCAGACAAAGUUUCCUUCCCGACCUUAAAGUGAGAUAUUCAGGUUACUGUGCAUGGAGAGGGGUUCUUGAUUUUUCCGAUAAGAAACACUCAGAAGCCAUUAUUAGCCUUAAGAAAUUGUAUCCAGAUCUUGGGAAAUGCCUGUACUUUGACCUGAGCUCUGGAACUCAUAGUGUAUUUUAUGAGCUAUUGAACCAGAGGUUCAAUUGGAUAUGGUACAUUAAUCAGCCCGAACCAAGCCUCAAGGGGAAUUCUGUGACCAUGAAGGUUAACGAGAACUUGAUUCGGAACAUGCAUGAAGAAGCUGAGAAGACUUGGGCUCCUGAAUUGGUUAGGGUAAUUAAAGAAAUUAAGGAGCCUUUCCUAAAUGUGAUAUAUGAUUGUGAUCCUUUGGAGCAAAUUUUAUGGGACAAAGUAGUGUUGAUUGGAGAUGCAGCUCACCCUACUACUCCUCAUGGUUUGAGAAGUACAAACAUGUCGAUAUUGGAUGCAGCUGUUUUAGGCAAAUGCUUAGAGAAGUGGGGAGUGGAAAACCUGAACUCUGCCCUCGAAGAAUAUCAGUCCAUUCGGCUGCCAGUUGCCUCGAAGCAGGUUCUGCAUUCAAGGAGAUUAGGUCGCAUUAAACAAGGUUUAUCACUUUCAGACCGCCCGUCUUUUGAUCCAAAAACUGCAAGUUCAGAAGAUUGUGAAGAGCUUCAGCAGAAAAACAUGCCUUAUUUUUAUGAUAUUCCCUCCAUAUUGAAGUAAUAUCACUAGUUUUUUUAACUGGCCUGGUGAUUAAAGCAAUGUUGGCUGCAUGAUUGAGCCUCGAGCAUUCUGUAUAUUCUCCCAUGUAGCCUGUGAUUGUGUGUUUUCCGAUGCACCCAAUGUAUAGCUGCAGAGUUGUUAUUGUUUAAUCUGUUUAAAAUUUACGACCUCAUGAAUGUAGUGAACUGCAAAUAAAGCUGAUACUUGACAGCAAAUAUAAUUUUCUAUCAUUGCCUAUA
Molecule: messenger RNA, 1610 nt
Organism: Nicotiana tabacum (common tobacco)
Lineage: Eukaryota; Viridiplantae; Streptophyta; Magnoliopsida; Solanales; Solanaceae
Molecular function (GO): FAD binding
Source: RefSeq, a predicted model, not a curated record